AAUCCCUUCCUAUCUACUCCUUCCAGCGACCGGUUACUCUUUCAUUCUCCCUCAAGUCACCCAUCUCCCGCUCAGCCUAGUCCGUCGUGUCCAUAAGCGUUUACGGCGUCAGAGCCGCCGGUGGUCGAAGGGCUGAGCUCCAUGGACACGCUGCGCGUUUCCACCGCGACGCACUCCCAUCCCUAGUGCGGACCCCGCUAAGAGCACCUUCGCUAGUGUCGCGACUCUCGGCACAGUUCCCGGCCUUCCCCCGCGCCGCUGCGUCUCUGCCGCCAUCCACCAAUCAGACAGCAGCAGAGCGCCUUUCCACGAAGCUUCCGCGCUGCCGCAGCACCAUGCCUCGUCCCCGCUCUCCCUCCCCCUCCCCCCUCGCAGCAUCUGCCACGCGUCGAAAAGACCAAUCACCAGACGACACGUGGCGACGAAAGACGCGGUGGAGGGAGGCGCACCAGAGCCCAAGGAGCAAGGCGCCAACGCCAGCGGCGGCGGCGGCGGCGGGAGCGGGGAGGAGAGUGACGAGGAUGAGGAGGUGGCGACGUUGGUGCGAGGGAUGACUUUCGCGCAGCUCUGCGACGACUUCCAGUGCGUGAGCAGCCCGGCCGUCGAGCGAACGGCGAAACGGUUGGCGAAAGACAUUCACGACAUGCGCGAAGACACGAGGACGCUGUCAUGUUUCGCCAACGACUCGAAAUACUCUGAUUCGAUCCGCUCCUUCACAGGCCGAGACAAAUAUCGCCGCCUUUCGUGGAUCCGCAGCGCGCUCCAGAACCCCUCCGUGCACAUGCUGGGCAUGGCGAUGGAAUCCACGAGCGUCCUCGAGAUCACCUGGCAGCUGCGCGGCUACCUCACCGUCCCAGGCGGGCUGCUUGACGCGCGAGUGACGUCGACGUUCACGCUCAACCAGAUCAGCGGCCAGGUCACCGACCACCGCGACCAAUGGGACGUCGCCAGCUCAGCGCUGCCCAUCCAGCUGGCGUUCUGGGCGUCGCGGCUCGCGUGGGCGACGUCAGAGGCGAUUAAAGACGUGACGGAGAAGUCGGAGGAGGGCGGGAAGAGCGGGGGCCGCGACUCGGGUAUAUUUAUCCGCACCCGUCUGGCGACCCUAGAAAAUUCGUGCAGCAGGGCGACCCGAACAAGGACCUGUACCAGGCAGCCUUCUUCAUCGCGCUGAUGUACCUCGUGGUGCGCGCCGUGCAGCUCGCCAUCUAAAGGACAGCACAGCCGUGCAGCCUGUCAUCUGCAGGACAGCAGAGAGCCGCCUUGCAGCCCGUCGCCCAACGCAAAAUGCGCAACGUGUAGUUUUGUCCAAGAGAAAGAGCGGUGCAGCUGGUUUCAAUUCAAGUGCACUGUGGGUCUGCUUCUGCAUGUCGUUUUCUGAUGCGCCACCGACAAGUGUGUCCUGUGGUUUGGCUUCUCUAUAAGACUGCCAGGAUUGCAAGCACAUACCUGUGGAGACCAGGCUCUCUGUCUCGGUGCGUGUGUGCAUGAGUGUACAUUCUUGACUCGGUAGUUCUUCCUGGAUUUCGUUGACUAGCUUGUGAGUCUUGAGUUUUGCUAGUGUGAGUGACCUGCCCAAUUGUGAAAUAUGUAAUCCUUUCUUGGUGUGAAAUUAAAUCCCUGCACUGGA
Molecule: messenger RNA, 1627 nt
Organism: Closterium sp. NIES-67
Lineage: Eukaryota; Viridiplantae; Streptophyta; Zygnematophyceae; Desmidiales; Closteriaceae
Source: the annotation of a GenBank genome assembly